AUGAGUAUAAUGAUUGAUGCCAGCAGUAAAAACGAUGCUACUCCAAGGCUGAUAGCCAAACCUUCGGCGUAUCAACAGAUUAAUGACGUCAUUCAGAUAGAGUUUGAAAAAUUUGCUUCGGGGUCUUGGGAGUUAGGAAUGGAGGAAGUAGUGGAAGUCACUGGGAAGACCACUGAGUUUGUCGUCGGAGCUGGAGUUGGCAUGUAUAUGAAAACGGAACGUGCCAAACAAGGCAUCAUACACAAAGCAUGUGAUAGGGAACCCGGUUACUGCAUCCACAGAAGCAGGCUAAUGUACCACCGGCUGUUCUAUAUCAUUUAA
Molecule: messenger RNA, 321 nt
Organism: Helobdella robusta
Lineage: Eukaryota; Metazoa; Annelida; Clitellata; Rhynchobdellida; Glossiphoniidae
Exons: 3
Coding region: 1-321 (106 amino acids)
Source: RefSeq, a predicted model, not a curated record